Closterium sp. Naga37s-1 is the source of this 599-nucleotide messenger RNA. The record is from the annotation of a GenBank genome assembly. NCBI's taxonomy places the organism in Eukaryota, Viridiplantae, Streptophyta, Zygnematophyceae, Desmidiales, Closteriaceae.
CCCUCGACGCGGGCGUGACCGGCGCAGCCGCAGCAACAGCAAGGACAGGGACGAGCGCAGCAAGAGCCGCAGCCGGAGCAGGAACCGCAGCCGCAGCCGCAGCCGCAGCAACGACCGCGCAAAGGACCGCAGCAGGAGCAGGAGCAACGAGCGCGGGAAGGAUCGGGAGAAUGGCAAGAAGGCCGGAAGCCGCAGCCCCUCGCGCAGCCGCAGCCGCAGCAGGAGCGCGAGGAAGGAGAGGAGGAACAGCAGGAGCCCUAGUGCUGAGAAGAAGGAAGAGAAGAGCCCGAGGCGGAGCAGGAGUGCGAGUAAGGAGAGGAGCAAGAGCAGGAGUAAGAGCCCUGCCAGGAGGAGUGCUAGCCCUGUCAGGAGGAGUGCUAGCCCCGUCAGGAGGAGUGCUAGCCCUGCCAAGAGAAGUGCUAGUCCUCGUGAUGAUGGUUCGCCUAAGAGGUCUCCGAUGCAGGAUGCAGAUGGGGAAAGGAGCCCUGAGAGGAAGGGAGAUGAUGCAGGAAAGGAUGGGGAUGAGUAGAUUUGGAUAUGCACUGGGUGAUUUCGUUCACUGGGAUGGUGCUAGUUUGGUUUUAUACUCUGGAACUUAA